Molecule: messenger RNA, 661 nt
Organism: Penicillium brasilianum
Lineage: Eukaryota; Fungi; Ascomycota; Eurotiomycetes; Eurotiales; Aspergillaceae
Source: the annotation of a GenBank genome assembly
CUUGAUUCGUGGGUCAGUCAGCCAAAGCUGGCUACGGUACAAGUAGCUCGAAGCAGACAGGUUGAACAAUAGUCUGACAGGCCAGAGCGAGUAUAUAAUAGACGAUGAGACAUACAAGUCGUCAAUUCGCCUGCUCAGUCAAAUCACCCACCAUGUCUGCUACGACUACUACAACAGCAGCAUUGGCGAGUUCCAGCUGCUCAGCAGAACUCUAUGAGAUACCUGUUCACAACGCCGCAUGCGCCAUGCCGAUAGCGUACUCGAAUUCCUCCGCGAUCAUGAAAAGUUGCUGCUCCUCAGCUUCUGUCAUCACCUAUAGCGACUGCGAUUACUACUGCCUUGCAGUGGGUCAAACCGUGGGGGAGCUGGCGGAAUGUCUUAUCGCGGCCUCCGAAGCGGGCCAAGUUUGGUGCAAUUCCAAUGCAAAUGCAACUGCAGCCAGCAAGUCAAUCAGCUCCUCAACAGGAACCUCAAUUGCCUCCAACACUGGAAGCUCUAAAACAUCGGCUAGCAGCUCAGGAUCUGUCCAGCAUGCUAAAUUGUCCAUUGCUGCUCUUGGCGUGAUUGGACUAUUUUUAUCUGGGUCGCUUUUGCAGUCAACUCUCAUUUGAGAGAUCAGGGUGAUUAUCUCCGUUGGUAUUGUGGGAUGGCAUGAAUUUAG